Molecule: messenger RNA, 7727 nt
Organism: [Torrubiella] hemipterigena
Lineage: Eukaryota; Fungi; Ascomycota; Sordariomycetes; Hypocreales; Clavicipitaceae
Source: the annotation of a GenBank genome assembly
AAAAGUAGAACGUUUAUUUUAUUAUGCUUCAUUAUCCCGUUUAUGUAUUUUUAUUGGCAUCCAUGUAACCAUCAUUGGCUAGCAACCUCAUCAAAGUUAGAUCCAGUGAGCUUCAAGAAAGCCUCCUUAUACUUGUCCGAUGUGGCCCUGCAGAUAUCCUCGGGCAGGGUGACGCCCUCCUUGCCCUUGAGGCCCUCCUUGAUCAACCAGUUACGAAUGAACUGCUUGUCAAAGCUGUCCUGUUCCUUGCCGACCUCGUAUGUGUCUUGGCGCCAAAAGCGAGAAGAAUCCGGGGUCAGAACUUCAUCAACAAGGUAAAGGUUGCCCUCGGCAUCCUUGGCAAACUCAAACUUGGUGUCGGCAAUGAUGAUGCCACGCUCAGCGGCGUACUCAGCAGCGUUGGUGUAAAUCUUAAGAGCAAGCUGGUGGACCUUAUCAGCGAGGUCCUUGUCGCCAAUCUCCUUCCACGCAUCGUCGGGAUGGAUGUUCUCAUCGUGUUCGCCAGCAGGGGCCUUGGUGCUAGGCGUGUAAAUGGCCUGGGGGAACUUUUCAGAGAGCUGCAUGCCAGCAGGCAUCUGAAUGCCGUGGACAGUACCCUUGGCCUGGUACUCUUUGUAGGCGCUGCCGGUCAAGUAGCCGCGGACAAUGGCCUCAAUGGGAAGAACCUCGAGCUUGCGGACAAGCAUGCUUCUGUUCUUGACCUGGGCAGCCUCGGCAGCGGGGACAGAGGCCGGAAGGUCAGUGCCAAUGAAGUGUGUCUUGAGGUCAGGGAUACGCUCAGUCAAGACCUUGAACCAGUGAGCAGAGGCGAGAGUGAGGAUGGCACCCUUGUUGGGAAUGCCAUUCUCCAUGACGACGUCAAAGGCCGAGACUCUGUCUGAGGCGACGAAGAGCAGGUUGUCGGAGUUGGGGACGACGAAGAGAUCGCGAACCUUGCCGGAGGCAAUCUUCUCCAUGGAGGGAAGGUUAAUUGUGGUGAGAGCCAUGAUUUCUAUGUGGUCGUGGGUUGAGUUUUGGUGAGUUGCGCUUGAAGCGAGGCGUGGACGAAGUUCAAGGUUGUGAAAUUUUAUAUGCCGUUUUAAGGCGUGCGAGUCACUGAGCGAAUUUUGCAGGCGGCGUGCAGUGCUGGCCCCCACUGAUGGGCAAAGGGCGCAGACAAAGACAGACGCUAGCGAAGUCGGUAUAGCAUUUGUAAUUUUUAUUAAAAUAACUUCACCAAACUUGAAUUAUAGACAAAGUGUUUCUUGUUCUUUCUGUCGUUGCAUAUCUGGCAAGGGUCGUGGUCGGACUGGCUUACAGCCCUGUCUGCCGGCUUACACGAGCUGCCCUUGUUGGCUCAUAGCACUGACAGCACAUCCCAGCGUGGGCGACAGUCAGGGUAAGUAGAGGGCCAUUCCUAGCCAUACAAGCUGUUUAACGUGUUAACCUUGCCUGGUGCUAUUUAGUUGGCAUUUUAUUUCUGCAGCAAUUCGCCCUACCCAUGGACGGCUUCUAGAAGCCAAGCUCCAUGACACCAUGCUGACCACCACCCGCACCGCUACACUAAUGUAUUUAAUUGCGAGAUUUGGCGAUCGUACGUGCACCAGCCAUACAUAACCCUCGGAUACAGGUCCCAAAAAACGCCCAUCAGCAAACAGCUGAGUUCAGCUCGGGAUGCCAUGCACCGUUUCUGCAACAUCACGUGACUGCUCUCACUCACGCCUCAGUUGGGCCAGUGCCAAUAUACCUCGGAAGUUCAGAACGGAAAAUUCCCAACGUGGAUUUCAAUCCGCUCUGAUCCUGAAAACUUGCAGCAUGAGGCCUUCGUGAACCCUCGCCCAUUCGCUCCCUUCUCCUCCGAAAGCCCAUUCCCGUGAUCGGAGCCUCUCUCUUCACUCGGCCGAUCAGAUCCUUCCCGAUUGCUGGCGCGCUGAAACGCCUUUUCUGCCCCCAUCCACAGCAAUUCCCCCGGCAGGCAAAAACUGGCCCAGGACAAUCCACACCACCCCCAUUGUUUGUGCCACGCCGUUGCAGCACAUCGCCAGCACCAGGGACGCAAAGCAUCGUCACCAAAAAAAAAAUCGCCAUGCAGUCCGACGGUGGUGACAGUCCAAUGGCGGGUGCUGGUGAAAAGCAGCCCGCCUUGGGACCGCAGGGUCAGCCCAUCAAGCGCAGAGCGCCCAUUGCGUGCCGCAGAUGUAGGCGAAUGAGAAGCAAAUGUAUCCAUGAAAAAGCACAGCCGCCGUGCAAGUCGUGCCGUGAGGCAGGAUUGGAUGCGGAAGACUGCCAGUUCACUGCCAGAGGCCAGCCAGACAAUGAUCGUGAUUAUCGCCAUCCAAGAACAAGAUCAGAUAAGAAGCCGUCGUCCAAGGCUGCCCGUAAACCAGAGGCGGCCUUUGAUCCUUGGGCGGGCUUGCCCCCCGUCCCUGACCUGGUGGAUGGCGUCAACCGCUUCACGCGGUACUACUUCCAGUUGGGAUUUCUCAACAAAGUCCAGUUCCCUGAGAAACUACUCAGCAACCCCAAAAGUGUCAAUGUCUUCCUUGUGCUCUCUAUCCUCAGCAUCUCGGCCCGUCUCAGUCCGUGCCUACGAGAUCGUUACGGAACAGGCAUCCACGCCGCCGAGUUCUUCAUGGAAAAGGCGCAGGACGUGGCCACUCGUGAAGUAUACGCAGAGCCUACUCUUGAGCGCUGUCAGGCCUUUUAUCUACUCAGCAUUGCACAGCAAGGCAGCGGACUCCGCAACAAAAGCUAUAUCAACAUGGGCAUCGCCGUCCGCAUGGCCACUCUCAUGAUGCUGCAUCGUGAAGAAACAUACCAAAUGCAAAAUCCUACUCCCGAGCUCGUCAUGCGUGCUGAAUCAGCCCGGCGCACUCUUUGGAUGCUUCACAGCCAAGAUAGCCUUCAUUCAGGGCCGUUAUCGCCCGUAACCCUCGCUGCAUCAGACAUCACAACUCUGCUUCCCUGCGAUGAACAAUCCUUCUCCCAGGGCAUCGAGCCCAAAUCCCGCGCUGCCCUGGACGGCACCCCUCCUGCCAUUGAGAACCCAGCUCUCAUCAACGACCCGAACCGCUCCCUCUUCGCCUCUCUGAUGCAGCUCCACCACCUUUGGGGCAUCGUCGGUCGCCGAGCAGUCACUUAUGGCAAAAGCUCGCGGCCGUGGGAGCCAACCAGCGGCUUCUCACGCAUGGCUUACACCCUGUCUCAAUGGGAAGCCUCUCUGCCGCACGAACAUACAUGGAGCGCGGCAAACUUGAAAAAGCACAAAGCUGACGGCGAAGAUCUCGCAUAUCUCUGUGUCACAAUGAUGACUCGCCUCUGUAACAUUGUCCUCCGCCGCCCAUACCUCAUAGACGUUAUCAAACGAGACCACAAGGAUCCCGCACGCCACCACUUCUUUACCACCCUAUCUGCAGAUCUCUUCCGCAACGUCGAGGAACUCUACGUCCAGAUCGACGCCCAGUUUACUGACCGCACGCCCGACGAGAGUGUCGGUGCUCAAAUUGCCGCCUUCUGCGUCUACUCGUGUGGUCUCUUUGCUACAUAUCUCUGCAAAUACCCUUCCAUCUGUCCCAACACAUCCACCUCGCAAAAGGGCCCAAUCAUGCUUCGCCGCACCGUAGCUAUCCUCAUGGAAUGCAAGGACGUCUGGCCACUGGCUGCUCGUUGGGCCGACGCACUCGACAAGUUCUCACAAGACCCCAAGGCAAUUCCAUCACAGUCGUCCAUGGACGAUGGAAAGGAUCCGAUCCCACAACCCAUUCACCCUCUGCAGCUUCCGCCACUUAAAGCCGUCACGGCUAUCCCUCCCGCCGCCCAAGAGCGCACCCUACCGCUGCCUAUUCCAACACCAGCAAUCUCCCCAUCAACCCAGUCGCCGGCUCUUCUUCCUUCGCCUCGAACAUCACAUCCUACCCAUCCGUCUUACCCGCAACCACAGCCUCAGCCUCAGCAAGCCAUAGUGAACCAGCCCUUCCAACCAGGUUUGCCCUCUGACUCUCUUCAACAUUACAACGCUCCCCAGUCGCAGUUCCAAUACCAGCAGCAAUUCCCCCAACCACAACAGCAACAACACCAGCAGCCAUAUCUACCUCCAGCAGCACAUGGCCGUUCCUCUGUAGAUGGCAUGGGGAUGCUAGUCAGUCCGUUUGAGAGCAGCGCUCCUCCCACGCCGCAUCUGCUACAGGGCCCUGCGAUGGGAUCUGUUGCCGGUAUGACUGCAGCUGCUGCGGCUGCUGCUGGACAGUACUUCCCACAAAUACCAGUCGUCAACGAUGGUUAUGAUGGAGAAUUGCAGUUCUACAUUGAAGGCGGGCAACCAACCUGGACAAUGGGCAUGGAUACGUUUUCGGGUUCAACAUUCUAACCAUGUCAUUUACAUAUACUCGCCAAUUUUGUCUGUACAUAGUUAAGACAUUUAGAUUCACAGCACAUAGAUGAACAGAUUCUUCAAUAUAAGGGGUUCAAAUAAGCCUCUAUAAACCAGGCCCAAUUCUUCAUUUCUGAAUACUUGUUUGCAUUUACAGAACGCUAUUAUCCUCCCGGAACAACUCAACCACGAUCACUUUCUUCGGUGCGGCUCCAAAAUGUAGCCUCCUCAAGAAGCAACCGCACAGGGACAACGCAAAACGGGGGGUUAAAAAAGAAACUUAAAGAAAAACAAAUCCAGUACUCCGGUUGUUUUCCCUCUCUACAUGACUUUUGAGUUUGUCGCCGUCGCAUAAUCUAGCGCGUGACAUUACAUGACUUCUCUAUUCCAUCCAUGUGGCUUAAACAUUGCGAAAAAAAAAAAAAAGACCAAUAAAACCAAUAAAAAACAAAACGCGAUGAAAAACUUGUGCUGGGCAGAGGGGGGUGUGCAAUGAAUGGGUGAUAUGAAGGGGAACUAAAGGCGUAAUAUGGGUAACUUUAUGAAGUGAGUUAAGAAAUAUGUAAGACAGAUAGUUGCCUGGGGGGAAGGUGUCCGUGUAGUGAUGUGUAGCGUCGUGAUUGGGGUAUUUGGAUGACGGUGAUGAGGGAUCUAUUUACAUUAAUAAAGGCGUGGGGAUCGUAGGGGGUUGUUGUGACGUGGUGCAGGGGAAUGGGGAUGUGGUUUGGGUUUGCCAGUCAAGAGCAAAAGGCGUUUAAGCCAUGGUGCUCUGACCAAGCUGACGCUUGACCUGCUCGCGGGCCCAGCGGGCAGUCUCAAUGGUUCGUGGCUGGUAGUCACGGUUGGUCUUGGUCUGCUUGAUCAUGGUGGUGAGCCAGUCCUGGCGGAAAGCAUCAACAAGCUCGCCGUUGGGGUAAGCCUCGGCAAGAUCGCCAAUGACACCCAUGGAGGCACGGAGCAGAGACUCGGUGCGGUUGUCGUCGCUAGCAAUCAAACCAAGCAGCUGGAAGACAUGGGGUAUGUACUGCUGCAGUGCCUGAGUCUUGCCGCUGGACUUCAUGGCGCCAAUGAUGCCUCCCCAGGCAUCCAUAAUGCCCUCGCGGAGGGAAAUGACGUAGUCAAUCAUCUCAUAAGGACCAUCGGGGGCCGCGGUGAUGGUAGAGGCCUGUUCAAGGACCUGGGCGACAACGGUCAAGUAUGUCUCAAAGUGACCGGUAAUGGCGCCAGCAAUGUCACCAAAGCACUGUAGGAUGGCGGGCUUGAACUGGUUGCCCAACGUGGUGCUACGCAGGUUGUUGAGCAGGUGGUUCAUAAAGUUGUCGCAGUACGGCUGGCUGCGCUCGCCAAGAGAACGAGUAAUGUCGCUGACAAGGCCGAUAGCCAUGGAGCAGAGAGCAGGCUCGUCCUGGUUGCCGAGAGCGUUGUAGAGGAAGGGAGAGAAAGCCUCCAUGUAGUUGACAAAGUCCUCCUCCAUGGCAGUGGACAAAGCGCUAAUGACAGCAAAGACGGACUCGGGGACCGAGGACUUGUUGCCGACAGUAGACAGGAUCUGGAGAGCAAUCUGCAUGAUGCGGUCACCCUGGGGAAUGAUUUCCUUGUCAAGGCGGGAGAUGAUGGCCUGAAGAACAGAGCACAAGCUGUUCUGCAUCUCUUCAAGAGUCAUCUUAUCUUCAACGCUGACGACCUGCUGCUGAAGGGGAAUAGUCUCCUCAAGUCUCUUGACAAUCACGUCAGAGAGGGAGGCAACGGCCUGCAGGCUGUCGGUGGCGGCACUCUGAACAAAGGUGUUGAGAACCUCGUACGCAGCAGUGCGGACAGAGGUCUCAGCAUCCUGACGGCUGGUGACAUCGAGAAGCGAAGUGACAGCCUGGUUGAAGUGAGGGCUGAGGGCGUUGGUGGCAGCACCAAAGUCGCCGGCAAAGCGCUCGGCCAAGUUCAUGAGAGCCCAGCAGCAGGAAGGAGCCAUCUUGGAGCUGCUGAUGAGACCCUUGAAGAGAGACUCAAUCAAGGUAGGGAGAUGCUGCUGGGGGUCAAUAGACUCUGAGCAAGCAGCAGUGAGGCGGCCCAGAGCAUAGGCAGUGGAGUCCUUGACCUGGAGGGAAGAAUCGUCCAUCAUGGUAAUGAGCAGGGGCAAGGCCUGCUUGACAAUAGGGUCAAGGACCUUCUCCUCAGGACCCUCCAUGAUGGCACCAAAGGCCGAAACGGCAGCAUCACGCUCGUGCCAGUCCUGGGAGUGGACGUUGUUUUCGACAAAAGCAAGGACGGGGGCGAUGAUGCUGGCGGUGACAGCCUGAGAGUAGAGCUGCAAGCACUGGUAGGCGGCUCUGGCGAUGUUGUAUUCGUCGUCGGUAGCAUCCUCAUCCUGCUUAGUGAGGAGGAGGAGAAGGACGGGAACAACCUCGUUAGCAGCAACACGGGCAAAGUUGUAAAAGGGACGCAUCUGGUCGGAGCUUUCGACCUGAGCGUUGUCAUCUUCAAUGGAAAGUUCCUCUUCACAGACGGUGCUCCAGAAUUCAACAGCGAGCUUAGCAACGUCCUCAUCCUCGGACUUCAUACCGAGAAUGGUGAGGCCAAAGAGAGCCUUCUCCAUGUAAUAGCGCAUGUUUUCGUAGUAGAGAGCCAUGAUUCUGUUGAGGCAGCCGAAAGCGCCCUGCUGGAUGCGAGAGUCCUCGGCCUGUGUGGCCUCGCAGACAACCUGCAUAAUGUAGUUUCGCUCGCCCUCAUGCUUGAAGUUAUUGGCAAUGAAUUCGAGGGAGUCACCGAGAGCGGUGAUGGCGGACAGGCGAACUUCGGCGUUGGUCUCCUCUUUGCGGGCACCCUGGACGACAGCUGUGAGGAUAGCGUUGGAGUGUGCGCCGAGAGCUUCGCGAAGAGAUGAGUCUUGGCUUUCGCAGAUGUAACCAAUUGUUGUGAGAGAGGCCUGCUUCUGGUGGUCGGCGCCUUCCGUCACAUUCUUGACGAGAAAAGGCAAAAGGUCGUUCCACUGAUCGCGAGGCAGCUCGAUGACGGCGAUGGAUGAGACGACCUGGGCGGCGGCAUUGCCAGCCUGGUUGUUGUUAGAUGACAGGGUUUGCAGUGUGAGCUGCUUAACGCGGUUCUUUGUUUCAUCGUCCGUCUGCUGGAGCCAUUUGGCCUGAAGGUCCUGUUGGCGCGCUGCGUCGCGUGCUGUGAAGGCGUUCUUGAGGGCGAGACCGGCGGCGGCACGGAUAGAGCCGACAGCCUGUUCGUUGGCGAGUUCUUGGACGAGGGUGGCAAGGUAGAGAGGCUGUAGGAGAGGUUAGUCAUAUGUGCAAAGGAGCGCAAGCAAGGCCAGGCCAAAACGCAGCGUAGUUUGGCCAAGGCCGAUGUUUGGCUGCGUUCCGGUCGAAGCGUUCUCGAG